Centruroides sculpturatus (bark scorpion) is the source of this 890-nucleotide messenger RNA. RefSeq names its product WASH complex subunit 5-like. The coding region runs from base 150 to 875 and encodes 241 amino acids. Gene Ontology annotation, cellular component: WASH complex; endosome. Gene Ontology annotation, biological process: endosome fission; regulation of actin nucleation; actin filament polymerization. The transcript has 7 exons. The record is from RefSeq and is a predicted model, not a curated record. Lineage: Eukaryota; Metazoa; Arthropoda; Arachnida; Scorpiones; Buthidae.
CGAAAAAAUUACUUAUUUGCUGUAAUGAUGAAAUGUGACAACAGUAGCUGUUACGUUUAGUUAAAUGUUGUAUUUACUAAUAGUGGAGCAUUUACUUAAAGUUAACAGCUGCAUGAUACACUUACACUCAAUACUUAAAGUAAUUAAAGAUGGUUGACUUUUUGGCAGACAAUAAUGUCUGCGGACAGAAUCUGUUGAGAUUAGUUUCUAGAGGAAAUGCCAUAAUAGCCGAGUUAUUACGCCUUUCCGAAGUGGUCCCUUCGGUGUUUAGACUCGAGAGCAAACAGGAUCAGGCAAAAUACGGAGACGUACUUAGCGAUUUCAGUUAUUUCAAAACGGCCGAUGUUUUCGAGAAAGGAAUUGAAUCUAAUCCUCAAUUGCAAGAUCGAGACGAAGAGUUCAGAGAGAAUCAUAUUGAAAUUUUGACUAGAUUUUACCUUGCAUUUGAAAGUAUUCAUAAAUAUACAGUCGAUCUUAAUAGAUUUCUAGAAGAUUUAGAUGAAGGAAUUUAUAUCCAACAAACACUUGAAAAUGUGCUUCUUGAUGAAGAUGGCAAGCAAUUAAUGUGUGAAGCAUUGUUCUUAUGUGGUGUGAUGCUACUUUUAGUUGAUCAAAAAAUAGCAGGUGUUGUUAGAGAAAGGAUGCUUGUCUCUUAUUAUAGAUACAGUGCUCAGAGGUCUUCAGAUUCAAAUGUCGAUGAUGUUUGCCGAUUGUUAAGAAGUACUGGUUAUAAUUCCAUGACAAAAAGACCACAAAAUUAUCCUGAGGAAUAUUUCAAGAGAGUUCCUAUGAAACCUUUGUUCAUUAGCAUGGUUAUUGGAAGACUUCGUUCUGAUGAUAUUUAUAAUCAGGUCAGUAGUAGCAGUUCAAUAUAAAUAUGCAUUUACAUG